UAUACCUCGCUUCACGCUGUUGAUUAUUCUGUGUUUUUUUCUUAUAUGCUUUAGGAAAUAUUGAUGGAAUAUAGUCUGGACUUUGAGGAUGCUUUGAUGGUUUAUUAUUGACAAAAUGAUCGCCACAAACCAGACUACUAUUGAUUGGUUGCCAUAAUUUCCCAUUGUCACUAAUAAAAAAAAAAAAUACAUGUGUGAAAUAUAACUUCUUAGCAGUUAUUGAUAUGGUAUUAUAGCGCACAUGGACAUUAAACUUACUCAAGACGAUUUAUUGCUCGAAUCCAUUGAUUUUUCAAUUCUCUUUCGUACGGUCUAUUAGGAAAUCUAAAAAACUUCACAUUCGAAGUAUUCUUGUAUGUGUUAGAACAAUUAACAACACAACAUAUACGAUUACUCAUAUUUAUUACGGUUUUGAAGAAUUUAGCAUAAAAACAAGUCGAAUUAGGUAAAUACUAAAAAUACUAAAUUCGUAGUUCGUACUACACAUUACACUAUUAAUAUACUAGUCAUAACAUUAGUACCGCAUAUGACAACCAGAGCGCAUUGUUAUCGGGCGGCUGAACACUGUCUAUAGAUGUAAAAUAUUACGAGAUAGAGUAAAUAAUAUUAUUAUUGUUUACGAGAUUACGACAUACCUUUUACCAGUUUUAACCUAAUAAUAUAAUAUCCCGCUAAAUUUGACUGAGAUGACUUAAUAACUAUUGUCAUUAAGCAUCGUGUUUUGUGCACUCGUGUCUUCCAGUGUUAUGUUUAAUUUAAUUAAUUUAAAAUGAAGCAUCAACAUUUCUAUUAUGUAAAAAACGGUUCCAAUAGUCGAGGAGUCUGGUAAGUUUUCCAUGUUAAUUUUAUUACUUGAAAAAACUUGCAACGAACUGUUUGUUUAUUUCAUUAUGCCUUACAAUAUAAUAUGUUUUAGUUACUACAAAUGUAAAUUUGCAUCGAAGUUUGGAUGUCCUGGUUCUAUGAAAGUUUUUGUCAAUGAUGGAGUAAAAAAAUAUGAGGUACUUAAACAUCAUAAUCAUUUGGUUAUUGACGAAGAUUCGAAUAUGAUUGAUUUUAAAAACAUUUUGAAACAAAGAAGUGAAAAUGAAAUUGGCUCACUAAAUGAAAUGUAUGAAGAAGAAGCAAGAUUAAAUCAGAAUGCUGCGGCUCAUUAUUCAUGGAAAACUGCUGAAAGUUUAAUGAGAAGUUGUCGAAAACGAUCAUUACCACCAUUACCCAACACGCUUCGUGAACUCGCAGAUCAAUUUGAGUCAAAUCUUUUAAACAGAUAUCAGACUGGUGGUGAACUAAUUUUUAAAG
Molecule: messenger RNA, 1302 nt
Organism: Myzus persicae (green peach aphid)
Lineage: Eukaryota; Metazoa; Arthropoda; Insecta; Hemiptera; Aphididae
Exons: 2
Source: RefSeq, a predicted model, not a curated record